GGCCAGCUGCGUUCCGAGCCCGGGCACCGCCGCCUGCUUCUCUGGAAGCGCCUGGGAGCCCCGCGGCGCGGAGUCCGAAGACGGCCACCAUGGAGGCGCAGGCACAAGGUUUGUUGGAGACUGAACCAUUGCAAGGACGAGAUGAAGACACGGUAGCAAGUGCUGACUUCUCUAGCAUACUGUCUGAGGAGGAAAGAGAAGAGUUAAAGGCAGAAUUAGUUCAGCUCGAAGACGAAAUCACAACAUUACGGCAAGUUUUAUCAGCGAAAGAAAGGCAUCUGGUUGAGAUAAAGCAAAAACUCGGCAUGAACCUGAUGAAUGAAUUGAAGCAGAAUUUCAGCAGAAGCUGGCACGACAUGCAGACCUCGACUGCCUACAAGAAAACACACGAAACCCUGAGUCACGCAGGGCAGAAGGCAACUGCAGCUUUCAGCAACGUGGGGACGGCCAUCAGCAAGAAGUUUGGAGAUAUGAGGUCUCACUCCAUCGGCUACUCCAUUCGCCAUUCCAUAAGUAUGCCUGCUAUGAGGAAUUCUCCUACUUUCAAAUCAUUUGAGGAGAGGGUUGAGACAACUGUCACAAGCCUUAAGGAAGCGCUGACGAAAGUAGGCGGGGCGAACCACGGCGGAGGCAGCUUCGAGGAGGUGCUCAGCUCCACGGCGCACGCCAGCGCGCAGAGCUCAGGGGGCGGACCCCGGAGGGCCGAGGAGGAGGAGUUGCAGUGCUAG
Molecule: messenger RNA, 728 nt
Organism: Enhydra lutris kenyoni (northern sea otter)
Lineage: Eukaryota; Metazoa; Chordata; Mammalia; Carnivora; Mustelidae
Gene: TPD52L1
Product: tumor protein D52 like 1
Exons: 9
Coding region: 90-728 (212 amino acids)
Biological process (GO): positive regulation of apoptotic signaling pathway; positive regulation of MAP kinase activity
Cellular component (GO): cytoplasm
Source: RefSeq, a predicted model, not a curated record